Molecule: messenger RNA, 782 nt
Organism: Nomascus leucogenys (northern white-cheeked gibbon)
Lineage: Eukaryota; Metazoa; Chordata; Mammalia; Primates; Hylobatidae
Gene: DUSP29
Product: dual specificity phosphatase 29
Biological process (GO): protein dephosphorylation; negative regulation of MAPK cascade
Cellular component (GO): cytoplasm
Molecular function (GO): protein tyrosine/serine/threonine phosphatase activity; MAP kinase phosphatase activity
Source: RefSeq, a predicted model, not a curated record
ACCCCAUCCUGCUUCUCUCUCACAACCAGCUGCAGAAAGGAGAGAAAAUCCCUUGGCUCUAAAAUGACAUCUGGAGAAGUGAAGACAAGCCUCAAGAAUGCCUACUCAUCUGCCAAGAGGCUGUCGCCGAAGAUGGAGGAGGAAGGGGAGGAGGAGGACUACUGCACCCCUGGAGCCUUUGAGCUGGAGCGGCUCUUCUGGAAGGGCAGUCCCCAGUACACCCACGUCAACGAGGUCUGGCCCAAGCUCUACAUUGGCGAUGAGGCGACGGCGCUGGACCGCUAUAGGCUGCAGAAGGCGGGGUUCACGCACGUGCUGAACGCGGCCCACGGCCGCUGGAACGUGGACACUGGGCCCAACUACUACCGCGACAUGGACAUCCAGUACCACGGCGUGGAGGCCGACGACCUGCCCACCUUCGACCUCAGUGUCUUCUUCUACCCGGCGGCAGCUUUCAUCGACAGAGCGCUGCGCGACGACCACAGUAAGAUCCUGGUUCACUGCGUCAUGGGCCGCAGCCGGUCAGCCACCCUGGUCCUGGCCUACCUGAUGAUCCACAAGGACAUGACUCUGGUGGACGCCAUCCAGCAAGUGGCCAAGAACCGCUGCGUCCUCCCGAACCGGGGCUUUUUGAAGCAGCUCCGGGAGCUGGACAAGCAGCUGGUGCAGCAGAGGCGACAGGCCCAGUGCCAGGAUGGUGAGGAGGAGGAGGACAGCAGGGAGCUGUAGGGCCCGACUCACAGGGCCAGCAGAGGCACUUGGGGACAGAGGGGAGAGGCAGA